AUGUCUUCAGCAGCCGGAACCACUGCUUGUAGAACAUGCGCGAAAAACGCUGAUGCUCAUCCUGGCCGAAAUGGAGCGGCACAGGCUUCCGAGGCGGUCAGAAAGCCAAAGCCAGUUAGACCACGUCCGGUUGCAGCCAAGGUGACAUCUUCAUCACAGCCUCAGCCGGCAGCCGCUGUGCAGGGUGGAGGACAUGGGGAUCAGAGAGAAGGUCAGAAAAAGCAGGGCCAACUGACGGAGGAUAUUGGGGAGGAUGACAUGAACGUUGAAGUGUUUGAGGGUGUUUCAAAACUGAAGCCUGGAAAGAAGUCACUCAGAGAUGCGGUUAAUGCACGCUUGAAAUCAAUGAAUUCGAAGGCUGCUGAGCUUGCACGUGUUGAUCUUGCAGACAGGAAAGGAAACUCUUUACCGAUGUCCGCUGUCAAAUCUUCAUAUCCUGACCGUAUCAAGGCCUGGGCUUCAGAUGUAGUACCAAGUCUUUCAAGUUGUUCAUCCGAAAAUGGCGGCUCCCGGCGGUUGAUUUCUGUUUCGAAAGCCUCUGUCCCUCCAUCCACUAUAUUCUCCCACUCUGCGACAACGGCUACUUCAAAUGUGACUAGCAUAAGCUCCAAAGCCAUUCCAGCCAAAGGUUCCGAUGUGUCUGCCAUUCCUAUCAGUGAUCUGGUUGGAGGAUUCGGCGAUGAAGAUAUCGACGACUCAUACGAACGCCAGGCUGCAUCUGAAGUGAUGAAGACAGGAAGACAACCGGUUGAGCCUAUCCUCCAGUUCGACGAUGUUACUGACUCGGAGUCUGAAGAUGUCGAACCUGGCAGCAAGGCUGCUCGCCACUUGGCUGCAGAAAAGUCAAAUGGCAUUCCCCCACCGGCUACUCAGCCUCGCCAACCUCACGCCACCCAAUUCGCAAGUGGUAUGAAACGGAAAUUGGCAUCAGGGCCCAGCCUCAAGACCGUGGAGAGUUUUGAUGACCUGGAGGAGUCUUCACUAGCUAGCCUUAGCUUUGGAACGCAGGAACCCAUGGUUGUCGAUAUCAAGAAGGCCUCACGAACAACAUCCUCGACUACCAUUAUGACUACUGACACUAAGGUACCACCUGCAAAGAAGGCCAAGACCGCGUUAAAGGUCAAGACCGAACAAACGGACCUGCGGAUGAUGGCCCUUGGGUUGAAACGAUCAAGGCUUGAUCGGCCUACCGGAACACAGAUCUUCCCCCCACUUGUCAGGAUGGACGCUGGCCAAAAGUAUUUCUUCCGACCAUCUAUUUGUGGGCAGGAAACCAAUCAACGCCUCUCUGAGUGGCGCAGCAAUUUUGGCUCUACCGCCAUCGCCAUCAUCAUUGACUUUAUGGCUUGGAAUGAUGACACUAGCCCCAGUGACCUCGCUGAGUAUCUUCUUUCGGAUUUCGGAUUCCUUUAUGAAGACCCGGAUGUCAUUGACAAGAUGAAGACUUUCCGGUGAAGGUACAACAAUUUAGAUGGUGAGUCUGAACAAUGUUGGGUCUUGCAGAACCUAGCUGCUAUUCGACCCUAAAGGGUUUCUGGACCAGGCUCAAGGCUCAGAGGAGAGGAAAUGUCAUAAAAACUGCUCAAGACUCAGACUCAUACUGGUAACUGGUGAAAAGGUAACUUGCUUAUGUAAGCUACAAAAGUGCCAAUAUAAGGUAAGGUAAAAACAGUCUCUACAAGCCCAGCCAGAAAUGAAUCCCUACACCG
Molecule: messenger RNA, 1709 nt
Organism: Suillus plorans
Lineage: Eukaryota; Fungi; Basidiomycota; Agaricomycetes; Boletales; Suillaceae
Exons: 9
Coding region: 1-1455 (484 amino acids)
Source: RefSeq, a predicted model, not a curated record